AUGGCACAAUUACACAUUACCGUCGUUAGGCAUGCCGAAACGAACGCAAACUUGAAUCAUAUUCUACAAGGACAUAUGGAUACAAAGCUCAAUAAAUCUGGAAUGGAGCAAUUAGAAUUGAUCUCUCGAAGAUUACGCAAAAUGAAGUUUGAUCAUAUCUAUUCAAGUGACUUAUAUCGAGCAAAGAGGACGGCGCAAGCUAUUGCUAAAAAUCAUCCAGAGACACCAUUCACAACGGACAUUAGGAUUCGAGAACGGGACAUGGGAAGACUUAGUGGCUUGACCAUAUACCAAGCCCUAGACUUCAUUAAAGAAGAAGGUACCUCAUGGGACGAUUACGGUGAACCCGAAGAAGAUUUUAAGGCACAGGUGGUCGACUUCUUCGAUGAGAUUAUUGAAAAACAUUUGCCCAGCAGUGAAGAAUAUCGAAAACAAUUGUUGAAAAAUGGCCUAGACGAAAUACGCAAUCCACAUAUAUUGAUAGUCACCCACGGUGGUACCAUCAGCAAACUUGUUAAGGAGCAUUUGAUUAUGGACCUGGGAUUUCGUGUUAACGACUAUCUGAGUAUGAAACAUAAAGCCAAGAAUACUGGCGUCACAAAAUUCGUUGUUAGGAGAGUUGAUAAGCCUGCUACUGAUGACGAUGACUCGAGUAGUAACGCCACAGAGAGUGAUGGGAAUGGGUCUGAAAAGGCUCCCUCCACGCGACAGAAGAUUCGAUUAGAAGGAGAUAUUACACUCUGGAAUUGCGUUUCACAUUUGACAUCGCAAGGAAAGCGUACACAUGGCGAUUCGCAGAUUGAUGAUUUG
This is a messenger RNA of Acaulospora morrowiae, 810 nucleotides long. The record is from the annotation of a GenBank genome assembly. NCBI's taxonomy places the organism in Eukaryota, Fungi, Glomeromycota, Glomeromycetes, Diversisporales, Acaulosporaceae.